UGCGGCCCUGCAGACAUACUCACACACCCAAAUACGCGCUCUGCGAUGUCCAGAGAGAGUUUUCGAGUUUUUGUUUAGUUUUAUUUGAUUGCAACUCGAAUUGAACGUUAGCGGCGAGCGCACCGAACAACAAUAUAAUUGCGAGGUCGAUAAGAAUAAGGGGAAAAGCUUCAUACGAUUCGAAUCGAAGCUCAGAAGACUGGACUUCAGAACUCGAACUUUGUCAUCAGCGCAUCCGAAACGUCGCCAAAAAUUUAUGAAUGCCCAUGCCCAGCAGCGGAUUUCGGCUCGGAAUCAAUAACGAAAGACAACAACAAGAGAGGACCCGAAAAUCGGUUUGCAACAGCGCAGAUUGCACACAAUAAUUAGGCAUGGCGGCGAUUGAGGAGCGUUUCCAGGCGGCGGUCAACGUUAUCAAAGGCCUUCCGAAAAAUGGUCCCUAUCAGCCCAGUACUAGCAUGAUGCUCAAGUUCUACGGAUUGUUUAAACAGGCUACCGAGGGAGGCUGCGACCAGAAAAAGCCUGGUUUCUGGGACAUCGUAGGCAAGGCCAAGUGGGAUGCCUGGAAUGACAACCGGCACUUAAGCAAGGAACAGGCCAUGCAGCGAUACGUAGAAAGCCUUCAGGAAAUCAUUGAGACCAUGUCCUUUACGGAGAAUGUACAGAACUUUGUGGGUAGCCUCGAUGGCCUUGGAAACAUCAGCCUGGACGAAUUGGAGCUGGUAUCCCCCGGAAUGCGGGAACUGGCCGAAUCGCAUCCCAACUCGCCAUUCCAUUCACGUACCAACAGUCCGCAGCACGGAUCCAGUUGCAAUAGCGAUGCAGAGGUGGAAGUUGCUCCAACCCCAAUAGCCUCGUCUGAAACGAUUAAGGAAAAUGGCCACAGUACGCCUCCUCUGACCAAUGGAUUCGGUCCCAAAUCCUCAAACUAUACACAACACGAUACGCACAACUAUACGAGUAACAGCAGCGUGGCUAUUGUGGAGCCCUCGGAUGAUGAGUACGAUGAUCCCUACGAUCUUAGCCACGAGCUGACACAGGCGAUUGCUCAGAAUACUGAUCUGUUGCGCCAAAUACAGGCGGCCAUCUCCCGGAUGAACACCGAUGUAGGUGCAGUGCAGCAGCGUGUUCGUAGCCUGGAGCAGUCGCUUAACGAACUUCGCAGUGGCCAAAAAUCAGCGAAGGGAACGAUUUCACAGACACGAUCACUGCCAACCUGGUGGCCCUUCAGAAACAUCUCCCCCCUUUGGUUCGCCGUCCUUAUUCUGUGGCCUUUCUUGGUGCGUCGCUUUGCGCGGAUGCUGCAGACCACACCGCAGCGCAGACACUGACGCAAAUAAGCUAAAAUUUUGGAAGGAGAAAUAUGUGGUAGUUAAAUUUUACCUUUGGUUACGGGCACUAGCUUGGUCUUUAGCUUUCUUCGUGGAAAGUGCUUUAGUUAUUGUACAGAGUUGGCCUUAUUUAUACUUUUCUAACCUUAUGGUUAUCCAGUUGCAAUAUCUUUACCUUUUUUACAAACGUCUACAUGUAUAUUAAAUGUAUAUUUAUUUUGUACACACAAAUCGCGACCUUUUUUGUCACAUUCCCCCAUAUAAUUUAGUUUGUAAGUCAAAAGUUUUAGACACUUUUGUCUGGCAGAUGGCGAGUUUUAGCACCCUAGAAGCGCCGCCCUGCUAAAAUACGGUUGUAAGCGUAUACUUUAUUGUGCAUUAUUUUGUUGUUAAUUAUAAUUUUUGUAAUAAAUCAUACUUGAAAAA
Messenger RNA from Drosophila eugracilis, 1757 nucleotides. RefSeq names its product acyl-CoA-binding domain-containing protein 5. Gene Ontology annotation, molecular function: fatty-acyl-CoA binding. The coding region runs from base 372 to 1331 and encodes 319 amino acids. NCBI's taxonomy places the organism in Eukaryota, Metazoa, Arthropoda, Insecta, Diptera, Drosophilidae. The record is from RefSeq and is a predicted model, not a curated record. The transcript is spliced from 3 exons. Gene Ontology annotation, biological process: fatty acid metabolic process.